ACGGCAGUGAACUGCACGACAUGGUACAUGGUGUUGCAGGGAGACAACUGCCCCAACAUCUGGAACGCCGCCAACCUCACCGAGUCCACCUUCCUCGCCAUCAACCCCGGCAUCCGGUGCCAAGCCCCCUACCUCCAAGUGGGCCAGAAGGUCUGCAUCAACUCCCCACUUCUCGCAUCGCUUCUCACCGCAUCCAACACCACCUCCUUCUCGCUCUACACCGUGCAGUCCGGGGACUCCCUCGCCCUCAUCUCUUCCAGGUUCAUCACGCGCUGCACCACCUCCUCCAUCUCCCCCGCCGCCAUCGCCGCGGCAAACAACAUCCUGGAAACCUCCCCUCUGGUAGCCAACACCCAGCUCAUCAUCCCGUGCGACGCGCGCGUGGGGAUCCUCGACUGCGGCUGUGCGCAGUCCCUCCCGGUGUGCGGGGCAGACUACGUCACGUACCCAUCCUAUUGCGAUGCGGUCUGCAACUACGGGGUGCCGGUUCAGAGUGGCGUCUGCUCCGGCUGCAGCGCUGCCUGCACUGGGCGCACCGGCCUGGCCCCAGCUGCCGGGUACGGAUGCACGUGGAGCGCAUGCCCUUACCCCAGCUGGAAGCCUGUGGAGGAAGACUGCACCAUCCUGCAGGGCUUCAUGCCCGGGAAAUGCUGUGCGGUGGAGCAGACGGUUUGUACCGCCGCUGCUGGUUCCCCAGUUGCCGUUGCUGCCCCACCGCCCUUCGUUGAAGGCGCCUUCUUCGCUCGCUUCGCCCCAUGCGCUGCAGGCGAAUGUUCCGCGUGCUUCGGCGAUGCUCUUUCGGUGGAGCUCCUUGGCUUCGCGGUGUGCCAGCUCCUCUUCUUCUUCGACAAUGAGUUUCUUCAUCGGAUCGCGCCAGUGGGGGUAUAA
Messenger RNA from Closterium sp. Naga37s-1, 888 nucleotides. NCBI's taxonomy places the organism in Eukaryota, Viridiplantae, Streptophyta, Zygnematophyceae, Desmidiales, Closteriaceae. The record is from the annotation of a GenBank genome assembly.